AUGAACAGUUUCCGGUUCACGGACGGUGGGCGAUCAACCUCUGGUACGCAAACGAUAUCGAAGCGUGCACUGGAGUCUAGGGCGAAAUGGGUGAACGUCCACGACCGGAAGUACAAGGACUACCCACCGAUCAGAAACCGCAAGGAAGUCAAAACUGGGGAGUCGUCAUGGAAGUGGCCGUGGGAUCCCAAGGUCGACGUAAGGGGCCACCGCGAGGUCAUUCUGCAGACUCUGGAGGGAUAUCACUCGAGCAAGAGGGAGCGCGAGCGCUGGCGGGUGGAGAGUGAGUUUGGUUUCUUGGGCUUCUACGAGCACCUGCACGAGUACGGAAUUUGUGAUGCAGACAAAAGUGGGGAGGCUCUCGACAGCAGGGUGGAGAGGUACGACCCUGAGGGAAAGGGCUAUUACGACGACAGCCAGCCGAGUUAUCCCUCCUGGGCGCCGGGGGGACUGUAG
Molecule: messenger RNA, 456 nt
Organism: Cladophialophora bantiana CBS 173.52
Lineage: Eukaryota; Fungi; Ascomycota; Eurotiomycetes; Chaetothyriales; Herpotrichiellaceae
Exons: 2
Coding region: 1-456 (151 amino acids)
Source: RefSeq, a predicted model, not a curated record